Molecule: messenger RNA, 501 nt
Organism: Volvox carteri f. nagariensis
Lineage: Eukaryota; Viridiplantae; Chlorophyta; Chlorophyceae; Chlamydomonadales; Volvocaceae
Exons: 5
Coding region: 1-501 (166 amino acids)
Source: RefSeq, a predicted model, not a curated record
AUGUAUAUGCUACUUCGGCUGCUUCAUCUGAGGCACCUAUCGACCACUCAGACAGCACCCCAGCAGCUGUCCAUAGCAGCUGUACAAGGUGCCAUACGGCAGCAACAGCAACUGCAGCAGUAUUUGCUCGGUCCUGAUGUGAAAUUCGCGGAAAUUGCACACUCACAGGGUAUCACUGCAGCACCUGGUGCCACAGCACAAGCGGACUUAGAGAGAUGGCAGGAGCGGGAACAUGUGACACUGCUGGGCAACGUCACAAAAGUCCUCAAGGCGAAGGCACAUGCAUUCCCCUCCUGUGCCCCAUCCAUGUACUCGGUAUCCAGCCCAGGAAAACGCGGCAUGGCAGCACCACCGGUAGCAGAGCCCAAGUCAAGCCGCGCCAAUGCACCCACUGCAGUGCAGCCCCCACCGUUGCUGCAUGACAGCACGGCCCCCACUGGGCCCAUGCAUGGCACAGACGAGGUGUCCUUCCUCACCACCCACGCCACAACACCUCACUGA